UUUUUUUUUUCUCUUUUUCAACAAUUACAUAAAUUUUUUUUAUUAAACAAUAAAUAACAGUAAUAAAAAAAAAGGGAGAUAAUGUCGAAUAAUGCAUAUUUUAGGUCUACCCUUACAGAAGGAUCUACUUCACAGACUAAUCCUCAUCCUUUAAUAGCACCAUCAUCCAUUAAUACCACAGAAACUACAUUAGAUCACUUUUUAAACAUACCAAUUACAAAUUCAAAAGAUACACAAGAAACAAAAGAUAUAUCAUGCAUUCCUCCUACAUUUUUUGUUGGCGCACAAGAAAAUGAAGAUAAAAUCCCUCUUGUACCAGAAACUAGAAAUACUCGCUCACUUUCAAUUGGUUAUGGUAAUAGAAGACUCUCAGGGAUUUUAACAAAGCCAGUAGAUAAAGAAAAGAAGCCAGACACAGAAUCACCUGCAAAACGAAUUGUAUUAGGCUCUUCAGAUGCUAAACGUGGAAUAUUUGGUGAUGGCAAUGUUCAAAAGAAACGUAAAGUUUCAUUAACAGAUGAUGCAGUUCGACUUAAAUUAAAGACAAAGAUAGAUGAACUUCCAAAUUCAAGAACAAUAAGAAUUUUUGGAUAUCCUGUAAAUUUAGCAAAUAACGUUAUCCAUCAUUUUCUACAGUACGGUAAAAUUGAACACUAUGUUGAAUCACCUGGUAACUGGAUCAGUAUUACGUAUGAAAAAGAUUCAUCUGCAUUAGCUGCACUCAAAAGCAAUGGAACAAUUAUAUCUAAAAAUCAUCUGAUUGGAGUUAUAUUAGAGGAUACUACAGCUACACCCGAGACUCAUAAAGUUAUACCUGUAGAGGGUAGUAAAGGCGUCUUUAAAGCAGCAUUUAAUAUUCAACCAAGUAAACCAAUUGAACUUGGAAGUGGAAGAGCUGGUAUAAGCGCAAGGGAUCCUAGUGAGUCAUCAGAUAGUUACUCAAUUAACGGUGGUAUACUUUCAUAUUUUAAGGAACUCAUCUCUGGCUGGUGAAAGCUUUCCUUUUCUGUUUAUAUAAUUAAAAUGAUCUAUAUUUUUUAAAUUUUUUUUAUCCAAUUAUAUUUGAGUUAUUCUAUUGUGCCAUUAUUUUAACCUUUUUUUAUAUUAUUUUAUUCUAACUAUUCUUCUUUUUUUUAACAUCAAUAUAACGUUAUCCAAUAAAGU
This is a messenger RNA of Cokeromyces recurvatus, 1164 nucleotides long. RefSeq lists its product as uncharacterized. Gene Ontology annotation, molecular function: structural constituent of nuclear pore; single-stranded DNA binding; phospholipid binding. The record is from RefSeq and is a predicted model, not a curated record. Gene Ontology annotation, biological process: nuclear pore organization; NLS-bearing protein import into nucleus; regulation of DNA-templated transcription. The transcript has 5 exons. Gene Ontology annotation, cellular component: nuclear pore nuclear basket; nuclear pore central transport channel; nuclear membrane. Lineage: Eukaryota; Fungi; Mucoromycota; Mucoromycetes; Mucorales; Mucoraceae. The coding region runs from base 82 to 993 and encodes 303 amino acids.